AAAUUUUAUCCACUCUCACCUCGUCUCACUCGCCUCACAACAUGCUGUUACUCCACGCGCCACCACCACCUUUACUCAAAACAUUGCUUCAUUAUCAUCAUCCUAUUCAUCAUUCUUCUCUCGCUUUCUCCUCACUAUCUCACUUCACGAAACCCUUUUCCAUUGCCAACCGUUUCUCCCCGCAUUCUCGCCGCAGCCCUCUCCUUCCGAUGAACGGUAAAGGUCUUGCCGUCGGCGACUCCUCGCCGGAGCACUUCACCGGCGAAUGGUACUCCGUGCCGGACCUCCGGUUGCGCGAUCACCGGUUCAGGGUCCCUCUCGAUCACUCACUGGGACUCAAUUCUUCUCCAAAGAUCACUGUUUUCGCUCGUGAAGUCGUAGCGGCUGGGAAAGAAGAGCAAAGCUUGCCAUACUUAUUAUAUUUGCAAGGUGGACCUGGGUUUGAGUGCCGGCAGCCAACUGAAUCUAGUGGAUGGGUUCACAAAGUCUGUGAAGAAUUCCGUCUCAUCUUAAUGGAUCAGCGAGGAACAGGCUUAUCAACUCCCUUGACUGUGUCAUCAAUGUCACAAUUCAAGUCUGCUGAUGAAUUAGCCGACUUUUUAAAACAUUUUCGAGCUGAUAACAUAGUAAAUGAUGCAGAGUUUAUUCGAGUACGUGUUGUUCCAGAUGCUGGUCCUUGGACAAUUUUGGGACAGAGCUAUGGUGGAUUUUGUGCAGUCACAUAUUUAAGUUUUGCACCACAAGGACUGAAGCAAGUCCUUAUUACCGGAGGAAUUCCUCCAAUUGGAGGUGGAUGUACAGCAGGUUCAGUGUACAAAGCAGGCUUUGAGCAAGCUAUACAUCAAAAUGAGAAGUACUACAAGAGAUUCCCUCAAGAUAUUAAAAUUGUUCAAGAACUUGUUAAUUAUUUAGCUGAACAAGAAGCAGGAGGGGUGGCCCUUCCAUCCGGGGGCUUCCUUACCCCAAGAGGGCUGCAGACUCUUGGUCUAUCUGGCUUAGGAUCCCGAACUGGUUUCGAGAGCAUGCACUAUUUGUUUGAGAAAGUGUGGGAUCCUACUUUAGUUCCGGGAGCACCAAAGAAAAUAAGUUACAACUUCCUUAGUUCUUUUGAGAAGUGGUUAAAUUUUGACACCAAUCCACUCUAUGCUAUUAUGCAUGAAUCCAUCUAUUGUCAGGGUUCUGCUAGUAAAUGGUCUGCUAAUAGUACGAGGACCGAAGUUGAAGAUAAGUUUGAUGCAAUUAAAGCUGCCAGAGAAGGACUCCCUGUACUUUUUACAGGAGAGAUGAUAUUCCCAUGGAUGUUUGACGAGAUUCAUGCAUUGAAACCAUUCAAAGAUGCAGCUCAUAUAUUGGCAGAGAAGAAGGACUGGCCCCCACUAUAUGAUGUUCAAGUUCUGAAUAACAACAAGGUACCUGUUGCUGCAGCUGUUUACUAUGAAGACUUAUACGUGAGUUUUAAGCUGGCAAAGGAAACAGCUUCUCAAAUAGCAGGGAUUAGGCUAUGGAUAACCAACGAGUUCAUGCAUUCUGGCUUGCGUGAUGAUGGGAGCAAAGUUAUUGAUCAUUUGUUCGGGAUGCUAAAUGGAAGGAAACCUCUAUUUUGAUCACCAUUACAUCUCUUCUAUGCCUUCCACCACUUUUGAUGCCUUUGGUUCCUUAGCCUUUGAAUCUUUGACUUGUUUUAUGUUCUUCUAUGUUGGUGGAAUCUUCCAUUAUUCAUAUUUAAAUUGCAAGGUUUUGCUUGUGUUUAAUGUCAGGUUUGGCCUUGUUUAUGUUUA
Molecule: messenger RNA, 1778 nt
Organism: Cajanus cajan (pigeon pea)
Lineage: Eukaryota; Viridiplantae; Streptophyta; Magnoliopsida; Fabales; Fabaceae
Product: alpha/beta-Hydrolases superfamily protein
Biological process (GO): proteolysis
Molecular function (GO): peptidase activity
Source: RefSeq, a predicted model, not a curated record